This is a messenger RNA of Austrofundulus limnaeus, 3179 nucleotides long. It is a transcript of the gene asic4a, whose product is annotated as acid-sensing (proton-gated) ion channel family member 4a. The record is from RefSeq and is a predicted model, not a curated record. The coding region runs from base 385 to 2034 and encodes 549 amino acids. The transcript is spliced from 10 exons. Gene Ontology annotation, molecular function: ligand-gated sodium channel activity. Gene Ontology annotation, cellular component: plasma membrane. Gene Ontology annotation, biological process: sodium ion transmembrane transport. NCBI's taxonomy places the organism in Eukaryota, Metazoa, Chordata, Actinopteri, Cyprinodontiformes, Rivulidae.
UUUUAGGGCGACGAGCAAGGGCAUUUACUUUCAGCUGCUGUUGUUUUAUUUUGAACAUUUUUUUGACAGUUGUGUUACUGCCGAUAAGCCGGAUUGUGCGAGCUGAUCAAGUAGUGAGACAAGCAUUCGCAGCAGCAGCAGCAGCAGCGCUGUAGUCACAAGGAGCCGUGGCAGCAGAGGCAGCAGCAGCAUCAGUCACAGCUCGGGCAGCAGCGAAAGCAGCAGCAGCAACAAACUCUCUCCCGUCCUUUUCCCUCUUCUUUUUGGAGUUGUUUCCCACUCUGAGGACAAAAGCCAGGGGAAGUAGGAGGGAAGUGAUCCAGGGCUGAUAGCUGCGAUCUAAAACAAAACAAAAAAAAAAAAAACGCAGACCUGGCUGCCCACAUGCCUAUCGAAUUUGUUUGCAAAAUCAAAUUUGCAGAGGAGGAUGAGAAGCAGAAAAGCCAGCAAGAUGGGGAUAAGGAGAGCCUGAUCGAGGAGAGCUGCACGCCGCCGGCCAAAGACUUGGCUGGGUUUGCUAACUCCUGCACCCUCCAUGGGAUUAACCACAUCUUCGUCUCUGGCCGCCUGGGCAUCCGGCAGACUCUGUGGGCUCUUGCCUUUCUGACUUCUCUCGCACUCUUUCUGUACCAAGCCGCAAAGUGUGCCAUCUCUUACCUGGAGCACCCUCAUGUCACGGCUUUGAACGAAGAGGCAACUCCUGAGAUGGUUUUCCCCGCGGUGACCAUCUGCAACAUCAACCGCUUCCGCUUCUCCGCGCUGACCGAUGCCGACAUCUACCACCUGGCGAACUUGACAGGUCUGCCCCCCAAAAACAGGGACGGACACAAGCCCACUGAUUUAAUGUAUCCUGCGCCUGACAUGCAGGACAUCUUCAACAGGACGGGACAUCAGCUGGAGGAGAUGCUGAUGAGCUGCAAUUUCAGUGGACAGAACUGCUCAGCUGACGACUUCUCUGUGGUUUACACCAGAUACGGGAAAUGCUACACAUUUAAUGGCAACAAGACUGCAUCCAGGAAAACCAAGCAGGGCGGAAUGGGGAACGGGCUGGAGAUCAUGUUGGAUAUCCAGCAGGAUGAGUAUCUGCCCAUCUGGAGAGAGACAAAUGAGACAUCUCUGGAGGCCGGCAUCCGAGUUCAGAUCCACAGUCAGGACGAGCCGCCGUACAUCCACCAGCUGGGCUUCGGUGUCUCCCCCGGCUUCCAGACCUUUGUUUCCUGUCAGGAGCAAAGGCUGACAUACCUGCCCCAGCCCUGGGGGAACUGCCGCUCCACCAGCAGGGAGAAGUUCCCGGGGUACGACACGUACAGCAUCAGCGCCUGUCGCCUUCUCUGCGAGACCAACGAAGUGAUGCGGGUGUGCAGCUGCAGGAUGGUGCACAUGCCUGGAACUGCAGCUAUCUGCCCUCCCAGUAAAAUCAGCUGUGUUGACAAAGCRCUCGCACAGCUUCAGAAGAACAGCGGGGACACCUGUCCAUGCGAGACGCCCUGUAAUCUCACCCGCUACGGUAAAGAGCUCUCCAUGGUCAAAAUCCCCAGCAAGGGAUCGGCUCGAUAUCUCUCCAGGAAAUACGACAAGUCAGAGGACUACAUCAGAGACAACUUCUUGGUGUUGGAUAUCUUUUUCGAAGCUUUGAACUAUGAAACUAUCGAACAGAAGAAAGCGUACGACGUUGCAGGUUUGUUAGGUGACAUUGGUGGACAGAUGGGCUUAUUCAUCGGAGCCAGCAUCCUGACAGUUUUAGAAAUACUGGAUUACAUCUAUGAGGUGAUCAAGCACCGGCUACAGCGUCUGCUCAGACCACAGAAAGAAGAGAAGAAGAACAAGCCUUCGCCGCCGACCACAACAGUUGCAACAGUGGGUCUGGAAGAAAUGAAAGUGAAGGAGCCCAACGACACGACACGGACUCACCCAGAGGGGGCGUACGCCAACACAAUCCUCCCCAACCACCACCACCCUCACCCCCACCCCCACCCCCAUCCCCACCACCACCGUGCCGGACGUCACGGCGUGUUCGAGGACUUCGCUUGCUAGAGCAAACCUCUGUUUCCGGUCCUGGUGACAACAAAAGAUCUUGUCUGGAACUUCUUCUGUGUCGAGACCAAUAACGGACCCUUCUCUGCAUCUCCGUCAUUUCUUUGCUGUCACCAGAGAAAAGCUACGGCCAAAGUCAAAACACCAAACUUGUGCUGCUAACAAACCACUUGUACGUACAGUCUGUAGGCACAAAUCGGACACGGCUUCUUCGGUUUUUCCUUUUUUUUUUCUUUCUUUUUUUCGCUCUGAAUGGGCCUCUGCUCAACUCCGUCCUGCUUCACUUCGAUUCCAGACAYUUUGUGAUUACAGGACCAAUUUGGUUUUUUUGUUUGUUUUGGGAUACAUGAUCACCACAAAAGGAACAAGAGCAGAACUGCAUGUCACCUCGAUCCAGUUUGUUCUCUGAGAGGGACAAAAAAAUAGGGUUUAUUUAUUCAGUUCUGAUUCUGUUUCUGUAUGUGUUGCUCCUCUCGUUCUUCAUCGAGCUGUACCGUAUCAAAUCAGUACACAUGAUAAAUUAUGUAAUUAUUUAAAGAGAUACUAUUACCUAUAUGUUCAGUAACGUAUACGAGACAGCAGUAAUUCAGUAAGCAAAUCUUCUUCGUGUGAAACCUUUUGGAAGCGUGAGGGAAGUCAUUGAGGGUGGUAAACAGGACCUCAGCCUUGAAGCACGAGUAGCAUCUUUCCACACGAUACAUUCUGUCUGGUUUGUGGUUAAGGUGUUAGAGAGUAGCAGUGUACUUGUACAUAACAAAAAAAAAUUCCUAAAGGUCUGUUUUAAUGGUUGUUGUUUAUAUUUAUUUAAUAUAUACUUAUGUAAUAUCGAUUUGAGUUAUUUAUACAUUUUAGACCAGAUUUUUUAUAAGAAAAUAGCAAUCACGAUUGUAGCAAUUGCUGUACUUUCACUCUGCGGGUAAGACAGACUGCCGGACAUUAGCACACAUGACUUCUCUACGCUGUUUCCUUUCCUACGCCCUGAUUUUUACAAGGCCACACACACAAACUGCUGCGUACGGAUGAGAAUUACAAUGUUUUCGGUUAAAUUAUUCUUCUAGUUCUCCAUAUUUCUGCCCUCCGCUCACGCUUUGGUUUGAUUGGGAAACUUUCAGCUGACAUAAGCAAUAAAAGAGAGAUUUCUUUCC